AAAGGUGGAACAGGGCUGUGUCGUGCGGUGCAUUGUGGUCUGGCACCUCUUGUGUCGUUGCCUGUUUGGCUCACACACCGCAAAAUGGCGACGUCCCUAGGAUCCAACACAUACAACAGACAAAACUGGGAAGACGCAGAUUUUCCGAUUCUCUGUCAGACAUGUUUAGGAGAAAAUCCUUACAUCCGUAUGACCAAGGAAAAAUAUGGGAAAGAAUGCAAGAUUUGCGCUCGGCCCUUUACUGUGUUCCGAUGGUGUCCAGGGACACUGAUGCGAUUCAAGAAGACGGAAGUCUGUCAGACCUGCAGUAAAAUGAAGAAUGUUUGUCAGACAUGUCUGCUGGACCUGGAGUAUGGUUUGCCUAUCCAGGUCCGAGACACUGGGCUUGCUAUUAAAGAUGAGGUUCCAAGGUCAGAUGUGAACAAAGAGUACUACACACAGAACAUGGAGAGAGAGAUAGCCAAUUCUGAGGGCACACGGCCAGUGGGCCAGCUAGGGAAGGCCACCAGCUCUAGUGAUAUGUUGCUGAAACUGGCCCGGACCACACCUUACUACAAGAGGAACCGGCCACACAUCUGCUCCUUCUGGGUGAAAGGAGAGUGUAAGAGAGGGGAGGAGUGUCCUUACAGGCAUGAGAAGCCCACAGAUCCUGACGACCCUCUAGCUGACCAGAACAUCAAGGACCGUUACUACGGCAUUAAUGACCCAGUAGCUGACAAGCUGCUGAAGCGGGCCUCAACUAUGCCCCGGCUGGACCCACCAGAGGACAAGUCCAUCACCACUCUCUACAUAGGGGGCCUGGGAGAUACUGUCACAGAUGGGGAUCUUAAGAGUCACUUUUACCAGUUUGGUGAGAUUCGCACCAUUACCAUAGUCCAGAGGCAGCAGUGUGCCUUCAUCCAGUUUGCCACACGUCAGGCAGCUGAAAUGGCUGCUGAGAAGUCCUUCAACAAACUUAUCAUUAAUGGAAGGAGACUCACAGUCAAGUGGGGAAGGUCUCAAGCAGCAAGAGGGAAGGAGGGUAUCAAAGAUGGUGUCAGUGAGAUGGGUACUAGACUUGAUCCUGUACCUGGACUGCCUGGAGCACUUCCUCCACCACCAGCUUUAGACGAGGAAGCUCCUGCAAACUACUUCAACCUGGACCCUAGCACUUCUCCUGCUGUCAUGAACAUUACUCUUCCCCCACCUCCAGGCAUCAACCCUCCUCCUCCAGGUUUCGGCCCCCCAAUGUUUCAUCCCAUGGGUCCCAUGGCACCACCUAUGCCCCCUCCAAUGAGCAUGAGACCCCCUGGUCAAAUCCACUACCCUUCCCAGGAUCCUCAGCGUAUGGGUGCCCAUGCUGCACAUGGCUCGCGCCAUGGUGAUUAAGAGUGAAAUCAUACCGUGAUUAGGAGUCAUACUUUUCCCUAUGUCAGACUCGGUCAGGGUGUUUUCACUGGGCCGAAGCCUGCAGGCUACUUCUAGGAGGAAUAAACUAUGUAGGAAAGGACUGGUUAUGUCUUACAGAAUAACAUCUGAUUUAUUAUGCCACCUGCAGUGCAGUGAAAUGAACAAGCACACUCGUUUGUCUAGAGAAACAACAACCAAGAUCUUUGUCACUGCUCACAGUUAAAAAGUACCAGAACAGCAGUUAAACAGGGGAACUUAACACAAUGAAAUACUUCAGACAUCAGAGUAUUGACCAGUGUGCUCACAGCCAUAUAUAUUUUUACAGGCUCCUCUGGUUGGAGCCAUUGUAUAUACAAAAAAAGUAGGUUACACCUGUAUUUGUCACAUGGAGUUGAAUUUUGAGGAGCUUUUUUUUAAACCUGUCCAUGUUCAAUUAUAUUCCCUUUUUUAUUUGACAAAAUCUUAAAAUUCCACAGGA
Molecule: messenger RNA, 1867 nt
Organism: Monopterus albus (swamp eel)
Lineage: Eukaryota; Metazoa; Chordata; Actinopteri; Synbranchiformes; Synbranchidae
Gene: rbm22
Product: RNA binding motif protein 22
Exons: 11
Coding region: 85-1368 (427 amino acids)
Cellular component (GO): Prp19 complex; U2-type catalytic step 2 spliceosome; U2-type catalytic step 1 spliceosome
Molecular function (GO): metal ion binding; pre-mRNA binding; U6 snRNA binding
Source: RefSeq, a predicted model, not a curated record